AUGUCCAUACUUUAUGGAAAUUAUAAUAAUAAUAAUAACAAUAAUAAUAAUAAUAAUAACAAGUGUAAUAAUAAUUGCUUAAUAAAUCUAAAUAAAAACUAUUUUUAUAUAAAUACAAAAAAUAAUAAAAGAAAUAGACAAUUAUUUAGAGAAGAUGAAAUAGAUGGUGGUAGAAUAGACCCAAAACAUAUUAAAACAUCACCACCAAAGCAACUUAUUUUAUCAAUAUCAGAAGUUUUUGAAAAAGGAGUCGAAUUAACCUAUGAACAACUUAGUGGAUAUCAAAAAUCAAUAGAUCAACAUAUCAGAGCCACAUCAUUACCAUUAGAAGUACAAUUUAAAUUACAACAGUAUAAAAAAGACAUUCAACUAAUAAUAGAAACAAAAAAAUAUAAAGAAAGUUUAGCUUUACUCAGUAAAAAAAAAAUUGUAUUAGAUAACCACAUAGAUUAUAUUUAUAAUGAUUUAUUAGAAAAACAAUACAAACUUUUAAAUAAAAACAAUAAAACCACAUUAUAUAAUAAUAAUAAUAAUAAUAAUAAUAAUAAUAAUAACAAUAAUAAUUAUUCCAAUGUAAAUAAUAUUGUACAAUUACCAUUAUAUAUUCAAAAAAAUAUAAUAAAAAUGCUCUGUAAUUAUGUAAAUAGAAUAUCUUAUAAUAAAAAUAUGAUAAAGCAUAUAAAAAGACAAAACAAAUGCUUUAAUUUAGUGGGCUCAUUAGCAUUGGUAUGCUGGAAGUGGUUCAACUGUGUUUCCGAUAAUAUAUAUGUAAUGAUCGACCUAAACUGUACAUUAAAUCCUGAAAACUCUCUAACAAAAAUCAUCAAUGGAACAUUAAAACCAUACAAUAGACAAGUUAAUAAUCAGCCCUUUAUAAUUGAAACCAUAGUUUCAAAAAUAGGAAUAGGGAAAACCUCAUUUAUAACCAAUCAAAUACAACCAAACAACAAUCAAAACAACAAUAAUAACCCAAAUAAUCAGAAUCAAAAUCAAAACAAUAAUUUAAUAAUUAAUAAUUUAAAUGAAACAAUUACAAAAUAUAAUAUUAUAAAAUUCGAAAAUGUAAAUGUUUUAAAACUAUACAAACUAUAUAUAGAUAUUGAUAAAAAUAUAGAUUUAAUAAAUAAAUUUUUAGUUCAACUUCCCAACCUUAAAGAAAUAGCUAUUUUAAAUUCAGAAGAGAAUUAUCAAAUAAACUCAUUAUCAAAAUUAAAUUUUCAUGGAAAAAUAGGAAUUGGGCAUUUUUAUUUAAAAGAAACUUCUAGAAUCCCAUCAGUUAUAUCUAAUAUAGACAAAAUAUCAGUAGUACAUACAGCAACAAGUCCAGACCUAAUGUUUUAUUUCCUACGUAGAUUUAAACCAUCAGAAAUUAGAGUUUUCAAUAAUACCAAAAUUCCUUUUCACAGAUUAGCAGAAGAUGACAAAAAUGAUUUAUACGAUUAUGAUUUUGAAUCAAAGGUUUUAAUAAAUGUAGAAAAUAAUAGUUCCAACGGUUACAGCAACAACAAUAAUAAAAAUAAUAAUGCCAAUAAAACAAUAGAUAGAAAUAGAAUGUUUAACAAACAACUAAUUGCAAGCAAUUUAUUAAAUAAUAAGAAUCUAAAUAUUGGACAAUGUUUUUCCGAACUCAAGUCAUUAGAAUGUCACCAUACUGCAAUUUCUCUAACCGAUUUAAGUGCUGUUUUAAGCGCUUCUCCAAAUUUAAGAAGUUUAAAUAUUUGCCUAUGUAUAGAAUCCAUUGCACAUUAUACAACUAACGGUAAACAUCCAAAAUGUACUUUUCACAACUGUAAAAUGAACAACAUUUAUCAACGCGAAGAUGUACUUUACUACUGGAAAGCCAUUGGCAACACUUUAUCAAAAUUAAAAUAUUUAAAUUCAAUUUGCAUUCAACAUCGUUGUAAUAGAAUACACAAAUUACAUGUAGAUUUUAUAAUUGACCUUGGUUCAAUGUUACAAGAUUGUAUGCCUUUAAAAACUUUAAAUAUCAACGGUUUAACAAGCGAUAUACAUAUUGACUAUUAUAAAUUUGAUAAUAGAAAAUAA
Molecule: messenger RNA, 2046 nt
Organism: Dictyostelium purpureum
Lineage: Eukaryota; Evosea; Eumycetozoa; Dictyosteliales; Dictyosteliaceae
Exons: 2
Coding region: 1-2046 (681 amino acids)
Source: RefSeq, a predicted model, not a curated record